This is a messenger RNA of Vollenhovia emeryi, 1582 nucleotides long. RefSeq lists its product as uncharacterized. The coding region runs from base 304 to 1131 and encodes 275 amino acids. The transcript has 2 exons. The record is from RefSeq and is a predicted model, not a curated record. Gene Ontology annotation, biological process: regulation of transcription by RNA polymerase II. Gene Ontology annotation, cellular component: transcription regulator complex; nucleus. Lineage: Eukaryota; Metazoa; Arthropoda; Insecta; Hymenoptera; Formicidae.
GUCCGUUCCGUGAACCGGCGCAGUUCAUGUGGUUCGUACCGGCGCGUUCAAGGAGCUUGGUAACUUGUGUAACAAAAUAACAGAAAUCACAUGUAAUCUUUUAUGAAAUGUUAUUGCCAUAGAAUUUGACCGUUUGAGUUGCAAGUGAUUUUUUGCGCGGCUUAGCGUUUUGCGUCCAUUGUAGAAUAAGCUUUAACAGUGUUUAGCGCAAUCCGCGUGGAACCGGCGCGCGUUUUAACGAGCUGCAGCGAAGGGAUCGAAAAAACAAAACAAAAAUUGGAAAAUUGCGUAGAUUUGUCUCCGAUGGAUGACGAGAUGCUCAUCGAGUGCGUGCGACAGCACGUAGAGCUGUACGACAUUUCUGACAAGAGAUACGUCGGCGGGGCUCACAAGCAACGCAUUUGGAAAGAGAUAUCGCAGUACCUCGGGCACUCAGCGAUAACGUGCAAGACGCGAUGGAACAACAUCAGGGACAACUACCGGAAGUCCCUGAAGAAACGAGUCGCGAGAAGCGGACUGACUGGACAGCCCAAGAACAUGAGAUACAGAUACGAGAACCAGUUAACCUUCCUGCUGCCAUUCAUAAAGGAGAGAGACCCCAAUCACUCGGGUCCUAUUAGGGAAGGCGAUGAGGUUCCGCCGACGGCGGAAGAGACGCCGCCGGUGAGGCGCGAUGACGAUCGCGAUUUGCAGACGAGGCCGGCCGGCAAUCCCGAGGUGACCGAGGACGCGGCGAACAGGUCGUACGGCGAGGAACUGACGGCGAGGAACGAGCAGCCGAAACGGGAGGUCCUAAUCGAGGAUGACUCAUUGUUUAUCCCCGAAUUAACGAGCACGAAUGAUCCCGCGGAGAGCAACGAUCUCGGGCUGCAAAUCGCGUCGUCCCUGUCCCACUCGGUGGACGCUUUCCUGGCCGGCAUCGCGCCGACUCUCAAGUCACUGAGCCCCUACUACCUCAACAUCACCAAGACCAAGAUAUUCUCGAUCGUGCAGGAGGUAGAAAUGAUCCAGAUCGUGAAGCGGCAGAAGCGGUACCAGGCGAGAAAGAGGCGGGCGAGCAGCAGCCCGAACGAGUCCGGCGCGAGUCCGUUCUCCAGUUCGAUGUACGUGCCGUCCAUGUCGCCGCAAUAGACACCGACUUCUCACCUGUUUGCCGGAUCGGCCGCGCAAAUUGGUCGCGACGGGUUCCGCGGCCUCCGGCUUGAGCGCGGCCCAGCCGGCACCCAGUCACUUGUAGCUCGCGAUUCGUACGAGAUUCGCGAAUAGCGAAUGGACAGGCAGACGACCCCGUCCACGUUCGCGUCCGUUGUUGACCAUUCGUGCUGACUCGCCAGUGGAGCGGUUUUUCGACAAAAUCGAAGGGCGCAAAUCGCGACGAAUCAACAACGUGUCAAUGUUAGCAUACAUGUACAAACUAUGAACCUCGAAUCGCAAACAACGCGAGAGGAUCUGAGCGACCAAUCUCUGCGAGUCUACUGUGGAAUCGUGCAUAACGCUAGCUCGAUACAAAAUCUAGCAAUGGGUCAGCGAUAAAAGACUUUUUUUUACACUUUACAGAAAUAUAUUUUUAGAGGAAAGUCUC